Botrytis cinerea B05.10 is the source of this 2194-nucleotide messenger RNA. RefSeq lists its product as hypothetical. The transcript is spliced from 2 exons. Bases 69 to 1439 code for a protein of 456 amino acids. Lineage: Eukaryota; Fungi; Ascomycota; Leotiomycetes; Helotiales; Sclerotiniaceae. The record is from RefSeq and is a predicted model, not a curated record.
GAUAAAUACAUUCAAAAACAUAGCCCCAUUUAUACCAACAUACAAGAUCAAGUUUUCAGCUAUGCAAUAUGGAGAAACCAAAAAGCCGGCUUGAGUUACUGCCCGUCGAAUCGAUACAAGCUAUCCAGUGUCUCAUUAAAAACGUCCCUGAUUUAUCGUCCAUCAUCCUCACGUGCAAAGCCAUGCACAACGCUUUCGUCUCUGCAGACCAACACAUUCUUAAGCAAGUCCUCACUAAUGAGAUAGGGUCUGAGGUGCUACCUGAAGCGUUCUUAGCUGCUCUAAUCUCUCGCCAAACAACCGUCAGUGAUGAUGUCCUCGAUAGUUACCAUAAUCGUUUUAUCGAGAAUGCUCGAAAUAUCAAGCGCAAAGACCAUUUAGAUUUGAGGAUUUGUGAUGCGCUACUCAUGAGCAAUCUCCAUUCUCAUGUUGUCUAUUUCACGAACGAUUUCAUAUCGAAAGCCUUUACAUCUCAAAUUUUCACUGAAGACAUCUCAAUCAUCACAAGGCAACUUCCAGUCUCAGACAAAGAAAAAUCGAGAAUUCAGCGAACAUUUUACCACUUUCAAAUCUAUUGCUAUAUAUUUCACGAAAAGAAAACCUUGUUUCCUGUCCAUUUACAAUCGGAUCAAAAUAAAAUAUUCUUCAAUUAUUUCUCAAUCUGGGAAAACGAACAAUUAGCUUGCGUUCACGAUUAUAUGUUUCGCGUCAUUGCUCCUGGCUUUGAUGAGCUUGUCGACCAUGAUGUGGAAUGGGGCGAAUAUAUGAUGAAUUACGCUUCCUUCGACGACCCUGAAAAUAUGGAACCUCUGAUCGCUCGUGGUCUUUUUGCAGUUCGUAAUAUGGUGGAAGCAAAAGGCUACAAAGAAAUUCGCAAAUCUUACUAUCAAGAUUAUCCGGAGUAUUCGUCAAAUCUCCUUGAUCAUGGGCUUAGGAAUUCCGCACAUGGUAGUGGAGAUGAAUGGCAUUGGCUCGAAGAUUAUUCUAAGGAAGAAGAGGAUAAAUUUAUCAAAAAUCCUGUAUGGUAUGAUGACGAGGACAAGGGACCUGAGCUUGUAUGGAGAUGGGCGCAUCAAUCUUGUGGCAGUGUUGAUUUUGUUCUUUGCGAUAAGCACAGAUUUGAGCGAGAAUGGGGUUACGUGAUGUGGGACUAUAGUCGAAUUUUAGAAUUGGGUGUUACGGAAAGUGAAUGGGAGAGAACAGACGACGCUGAGAAUAACAAAGGAUCACGACCGUCACGAGAAUCCAUGGAUAGGAGAGAGAAAAUCUAUCGCACUGGUGGUAGGGGAUGGUGGAGUGCCGAAGACGAAAGUAAAGUAGUUUGGCCAGACGGCUGUGCGCCAUGGGAUAAGCCUGUAAAGGCCGAGAGAUGGGAUCCUAAAGAUGGAAAAUCAAUUGACGAGGCUAAGGAUUUUAUAAAGAGGUUGAAACUUCCCUGAGAUAGAUUUAUCUUUCCUCACAGCGUAAACCAAAUCACUGGGUAGUGCUCGGUGAACUUUAUGGCCUAGCCUCUCAUCUCGCCGCCAUCAGUCGGACACCCCACUUUUGGGCCACCGCAAAAAUGCCCACUGCAAAAAGGCAUUUCAUUUAUUCAUUGUUUAAUAACUUCACAACGCUUGAAUCAAUUGAUUCGAAUUUUUGAUAUAUCAUUGAUUACAUCAUGUCUAAGGGAUAUACCAAAGACGACUUUAAUUGGGCCUUAUGUGUGGUGGUGAAUGGGCAUUCAGCUCGACAAGUUGCUUCGGAUUUUGGGAUUUUAAGGGUUAUUCUUCAAAAUCAUAUAAAAGGCCACCUACAUCUCACCAAAAAGGUGCACAACAUAUGCAAACGAUAGCCCCGACUCAGGUAGGAAGUGAACAAUAAUAAGAGCCCGAUGUGCUUGGAGGGCAUUGGAAGGGCUCGCGAAGGCUUUAGGGCCGAGUGAUCAGAUUAAUGACAGGAUUUACUAAACUUGAAUUGACAUGGGUCAAACAACUGGAUGCAUUAUGUGGAAGACAAUAGUACAUUUCCCUGAGUUGUAUGCUGGUCCAACUUCAACACGGAAUAGUACUGUGCACCAUACUGAGGCACAGGGUGUGGCUGAACCUUGUGGUAGGAAAGUUAAUAUUUUCAACGAAAAGAAAUUUAAUAUAAAUCCCUAUACAAAUUUUAUUAUAUAUAUAACAAUAAUGAUAUAUUCUCUUCGUUAUCGACA